AUGAGGCUCCCCGUGCUCCUGGCUGCCCUGGUGGCAGUGGCCACCUGCACCGAGACCUUCUUUGGGCACCAGGUGCUGCGCGUCGUUCCCCAGAGCAAUGAGGAGCUGCAGAAGGUGCAGGAGCUGCAGGAGCUGGAGCAUCUGCAGCUGGAUUUCUGGCUGGCUCCCCGCGGGCUCGGACUUCCCGUGGACAUCCGCGUGCCCUUCCGCAGCCUGCAGGCGGUCAAAGCCCACCUGGAGGCCAGUGGGGUCUCCUAUUCCAUCAUGAUCGAGGAUGUGCAGGCCCUGCUGGAUGAAGAGCAGACGGAGAUGCUCCGCAGCAGCCGCCAGCGGUCGCUCGACACCAACACCUUCAACUACGAGGCCUACCACACCAUAGAUGAGAUCUACAAUUUCAUGGACAUGCUGGUGGCCGAGAACCCCAACCUGGUGACCAAGCUGGAGAUCGGCCGCUCGACCGAGAACCGUCCCCUCUACGUGCUCAAGUUCAGCACAGGGGGCACGAACCGCCCGGCCAUCUGGAUCGACACCGGGAUCCACUCCCGCGAGUGGGUGACACAGGCCAGCGGCAUCUGGUUUGCCAAGAAGAUUGUCCAGGAUCAUGCGAAUAAUGAAGGUGUGGCCUCCAUCCUGGAGACAAUGGACAUCUUCCUGGAGAUUGUCACCAACCCAGACGGCUUUGCCUACACCCACAGCAAGAACCGCUUGUGGCGCAAGACCAGGUCCAAGCACCCGGGUGCCAUCUGUGUCGGAGUGGACCCCAACCGCAACUGGGAUGCAGGCUUUGGAGAUGCCGGAGCCAGCGGAAACUCCUGCACGGAGACGUACCACGGACCCUACCCCAACUCGGAGCCCGAGGUGAAAUCCAUUGUGGACUUUGUGAAGAGCCAUGGCAACAUCAAGGCUUUCAUCUCCAUCCACAGCUAUUCCCAGCUCCUGCUCUAUCCCUACGGCUACACCGAGACCCCGGCGCCAGACGACCAGGAACUGCACGAGCUUUCUGCCAAGGCUGUGGCAGCUCUGUCCUCCCUGUACGGCACCAAGUACAAGUACGGCAGCAUCAUCACCACCAUCUACAGAGCGAGCGGCUCGACCGUCGACUGGACCUACAACCAGGGGAUUAAAUAUUCCUUCACCUUCGAGCUGCGGGACACGGGGCGUUAUGGAUUCCUGCUGCCCGCCAAACAGAUCGUUCCCACCGCCGAGGAGACCUGGCUGGCACUGAAGGUCAUCAUGGAGCACGCCCGGGACAACAUGUACUGAGCUGGGAUCAGAGCUGGAGCAGCUGGAGAGAGGGAAGAAGGCAAUGAAUAAAUAAAUAAAUGGGAAGAAGGAUGAGAAAA
Motacilla alba alba is the source of this 1343-nucleotide messenger RNA. Its product is annotated as carboxypeptidase A1-like. The record is from RefSeq and is a predicted model, not a curated record. The transcript has 11 exons. The coding region runs from base 1 to 1263 and encodes 420 amino acids. Lineage: Eukaryota; Metazoa; Chordata; Aves; Passeriformes; Motacillidae. Gene Ontology annotation, molecular function: metallocarboxypeptidase activity; zinc ion binding. Gene Ontology annotation, biological process: proteolysis.